GCUCCGCCGGGGAGCCCCGCCGCGCCCCAUGGAGUGCUACUACAUCGUCAUCAGCUCGGCGCACCUCAGCAACGGGCACUUUCGCAACGUCAAGGGAGUUUUCCGCGGGCCGCUCAGCAAGGACGGCACCAAAACUCUGGAUUACGCAGAAAAGGAGAAUACGAUAGCCAAAGCUCUGGAAGAUCUUAAAGCUAACUUCUAUUGUGAAUUGUGUAACAAACAGUACUACAAGCAUCAAGAGUUUGACAAUCACAUUAACUCCUAUGACCAUGCUCACAAACAGAGACUCAAGGAGCUAAAACAGAGGGAGUUUGCACGAAAUGUAGCCUCCAAAUCGAGAAAAGAUGAAAGGAAACAGGAAAAGGCUCUUCAACGAUUGCACAAGCUGGCUGAACUCCGAAAAGAAGCUGCAUGUGCACCAGGGAGCGGCCCUAUGUUCAGAUCCACUACAGUGACAGUCCGAGACCAUUGUAAUGAAAUCCUGGUUAAUUCAUCUAAAAAAGAGCAGGAAUUUGACUUCAGAUUACUGCACAACUCAAAAGCUCCUGGAGAUUUUACAUCUGUCGCUGCUUUCACACCUGAAGCUGCAAAAAACAGGAAACAAGAUGAUCAGAUGCUGGGACUCCAUGGACAGAAGGUGGGGUUCUCUUUUGCUUUUCCCAAGAAAGCAUCCAUUAAGCUCGAAUCCUCGGCAGCUGCAUUUUAUGAAUACAAUGAUGAAACAUCAGUGGAACAUGGGCUGAGCAGAAGAAGUCGGUUUGAUCCUGGGCCUUUAGCUCCCUCGACUGAAGAAAUAGUUCUGGGUCCUGAAGAAACACCCACCUCUGUGGCUCCACUGAUAGAAAAACAUCAUGACAAAGCAGAACUUACCCCAGCACAGGACUCCAAGGAGCCACCUCUUGAGGAGAACGCGAAGCAAGAGGCGACUGAAUUCAGUUCCCCUAUUUCUCAUUCAAAAGAACCUGAGCAUAACAAUUUUGAGAGCUUGUGCGUUAAGGUGGAUUCAAUAACGUUGCCUGAUGAAACGUCCAGAGAUGCCCUGAGGAACCAAGCCUUCCUUGAAGAAAGCAGUAGCGAAGAGCCCGCAGGAAACAAAGGCCCAGGUCUGCCCGUCAAUGAAGGUUGUUUUUCACAGCAGGAAAUGCAAGAAGAGAAUGAUGAGAACAUUAGUAGUGAUUUAACCACUGCAGAAGGUGGAAUUGAAAAAUCCUUGUCUGAUGGACCGAUUCCAGCAGAUUCUGAAGGGGAAACAACAACUUCACCUUGUAAACAAGAUUCACACAAAAGACCUUGUGAGCCAUUUGUUCCUGUCCUUAACAAACAUGGAUCAACCAUUCUUCAGUGGCCAUCUGAAAUGUUAAGUUACACAAACACAGAGCCGUCUAUCUCAUACAGCUGUAAUCCUUUGUGUUUUGACUUCAGGUCAUCAAGAGCAAGUGAGAGCCUGGAGAGAAAUAAACCUCAGACAAAUACACUUAAUUCGCCUCAUAAGACUGAUUCCAACCAGAGCUUGGUUUUUGAUUCUACUCAUCAUAACUCUCAUUUGAUAUACACUGAUUGUGUAACUGACAUUAAUACACAUCCAUGGAACCAUGCUACAUCAGUUUCGAUAGAUGUUUCCUCAGCUGAAGGUUGGAGUCUUGAAAAAAGGCGGGAUGAAUUGGUCUUGGAUGCUUCUUGUGCAACAGAAGAGAAAGAAAAAGACCACAAUUUCCUGGAAGAGCUACAAGAAGGCUCACCUACUGAUGAACAACAAAGCAAAAACUGGAUCAAAAGAACACAUGAAAAGUGGUUUUAUAAAUCUCGGAAGAGGAAAAGGCGGAGAAAGCUAUGCCAUCACCAUCACUGGGACACUGCCAAGGUGGGCACUGGCAUUUCUUCAGUACAUGAAAAACAAAAUUGGGCUGAUGCUAAUAAGCAGCAGAACCUUCCUAAUCCUAUGGAUCAAGGUAUGGGUGAAACUGGACUGGAGGAUUCAGUUGCAGAACUCAUAGAGCAAUCGCAUGAAUCUCCUGGGACUGAGAAUAGUGAGGAUGGUGAAACCAUAUCUAUGUCUACACAGGACCAUGGAAACCAAAGUCUGUACCCAGCUUGGAAUGCAAAACACAACAGGGAGAUUUGCAUUCACUCAAAAAGCACGUGCAGAAGCAGCAAGCCAAUUUCUCACAACAGACAAUCAAAUAAAUCAGGACUGGAUCCUGGAAGACACAACUCAGUGUAUUCUAGAGCAUUUUGCAGCUGGAGUAUCAAAAGAUCCAGCAGUAGCCCAUGUCACAAACAUUUAGGCCAUUAUCCUGAAGAGAAAUGCACAAAUCAAACACAGCCCAUAAAGCGGGCCUAUAAUUCUCUCACAGAUGAGUUGGAUUUUUUUCACCAAAAACGAAGACAUCAGACAUACUCUUGUUCGUCCGAUGAAAGUUCAAAUGCUCAGACCUGCUUCUCAGAAGAAACUGUGCGGCAAACACAUAAUUUAACAGCACCGUGUAAGCCUAAACGAAAACGAAGGAGAAAGAGAACAAGAACUUACCAUCUUGUUCAGAAAUCACCAAGAAAGAAUAUUAGUGUUGAUCCUCCAAAAGGCAUCUCUGUGUUCAACAACAUUCCGAAAACAUCACCUCAAGGUAGCACGGAGCAAGUAAAGUUUCCUCUCAUGACGGACUAUGCAAAUGGUACGGAAGAAACAAUACAGCCCACAGAAAGUCAGCCAGCACUACCACUGGAACAUUUCCUUCCGUUAAAAAACAUCGAAGGAUCAGAUUGUUCUGUUUCAAGGAGUGCUCCAUAUCCAGAUGAAUCCACAGAUUCUACUUCUCCUGUUGCUGAACAGAGUGUCCUGGCAACAACAAAGUCCAGCAAUGCGCUGGAAGAGCAAGAGAAACAUGGAAAUGUGAAUGUUCCUGGCAGUCAAGCUCCUAAACAAGUGCCCAAUAUUGAGAGAAAUUUGGACCAGUCUCUCCCUAAAUCGUACCUGUGCCAUUACGAAGUGGCAGAGGCUGUAUCACCAGAGAAACGUAACCCAUCAGCCCGUGAAUGGCUGCGGCCUACUCCAGGUAUAUUUAACACCCCACCUCCUUUGCCCUUUAAAGAAGCACAUACAAACAGCCAUGCUUUCUUAACUGCUGAGCAGCUCUUCACCCCGUUCGCCUUACCGGAACAUGCACGGCUCUUGCCCCCUGAAAACCAUGACAAAUUCAAAGACCUCCAAUGCGAGGCCUACCAGCAGCUCUUCCAGCAAAACUUUUUCGCAAAUAAGAUGAAGCUGAGCUUUCCUCCAGCUGCACUGCAGCCUCCAAAUGCUCCUCUGCAGCCCUUGCAGCCGCUAUGUUCUGCCUCCGUCACCACGAUCCAUCACACCGUUCUGCAACAGCAUGCGGCAGCGGCAGCAGCUGCCGCCGCUGCCAGUACCUUCAAGGUCCUUCAGCCUCACCAGCAGUUUCUUUCCCAAGUCCCCACUCUUUCACGAACACCUUUACCUCAUUUGCCCGUGGGGCCAAGACUUUGUCCUGCCGGCCCCAUGGCCAUCAUUGGUCCACCCCAGCUGCCGCUCAUUCCGGCUUCCAUUCUCCACCCUAAUCAUUUGGCUUUCCCCCCUUUACCCCACACGCUGUUUCCAUCGCUCCUGCCACCGCACCCAGCAGUCAUUCCUUUGCAGCCACUUUUCUGAGCGUCACAUCGACCAGUUAAAAUGGAAGGGCGUGUCUUUGGUGGAGGAUAUGUGUACAUGAUUGAUGCCCUUGGUUGGAUACUUUGACAAAUCAAUACGCUAAGAUUAAGGGGUUACAAGAGCCUCUUUAUUGAGGAAGUACUUGUUACUGAUCCAACAAUGCAAACAUUUAUAUAUAAAGUGCAAAUUCAAAUUAUAAUUAAAGGACUGAAUUGGUACUAAUACAGAUGAUAUAUAGAGAGAUAUAAAUAUAUAGAUAUAUAGAUAUGUACGUAUGUAUGUAUGUAUGAAGAUCAUGUCUUAAAAUAUAUAAACAUGUAUAUAAAAUAUAUUUAUAGUACUGUAAGUUAUGUUAUAAAGUAUGCUCCUGAGUUUUUUAUUCUACUUGUGUAUUUGCACCUAAGUCUUGUUUAGAUAAAGCUGAUGCACUACAUUUUGUAUGACUUUCUCUUAUCACCAUAAAUCUAGUGAGAAACUCUCUUGCAAU
Molecule: messenger RNA, 4151 nt
Organism: Eublepharis macularius
Lineage: Eukaryota; Metazoa; Chordata; Lepidosauria; Squamata; Eublepharidae
Gene: ZNF804A
Product: zinc finger protein 804A
Exons: 4
Coding region: 29-3664 (1211 amino acids)
Cellular component (GO): nucleus
Source: RefSeq, a predicted model, not a curated record